AUGCGGUUGUCCGUGUUACAGAGUACCUUCCUGGCAGCAUGGCUGAGUCUCCUCCUGGUAUUGAUUCUAGCUGGGCGUGGUUGCGACACCCUCCCGCUCGCUCAAAAGCCCCGCAUUACCGAUGCAGCACAGGAGCUCGACUCACUGGAGAAUGCCGUUGAUAUUGCGCAGAGAAGAAUAGAAGCAUACCCAUCUUCAGGAAUGGUUAGAGUCCUUGACAGACGUCCCAGCGGAGCGGGAGGCUCCAAGAAGCCAAAGCGGUCGUGGGGAGCUCCACUCCCCGGAGCGGACCGCCCGGAUCACGACGACCCGUACGCCACUUACGACGACUCGCACUGGGGUAAAUUUCUGCCCGUGUCGUCUUCCUCCUCCUUAGAGACGAAGACCGGUUUCUCGGAUGACUACGAUCCUCUCGGUGGGGGAACUUUCAUCAGUGAGGUAAUCGAUCCCUCCAUCACACAUAGCGUCUUUGGCAGUAUGCCCUCGGACAUUGAAAGCUCAAAUACAGGCCCGAAAUGGACGGAUGCCCAACCUUCGGAAGGACAAGAUUCCCAGAGCGUUGUACAGCCUUCGGACAGUGACGUCCAGAAACUAGACCUGGGGCUGGUGGCAUCGGACACGGACCAGAACUCUCUGAAGCCUCAACAAGAAGCCGAGGAUGAUCUUAUUCGAGAGGAGGGUGAGGCUGACGUCCAAAAUGACCUCGAUUUCAAAAAUCGUCAGGAGGAUUCACCCAUGAGCAACGUGCUAUCCGCGGUUCUUUCCGCCGAUGGAGGUGCAGACUCGACCCACAGUGACGCGGAGAAGUCUUUCCCUGCUGGGGUUUCUCCGCACGCCGCAGGAAAGAGCCCAGAGCCCAUUGAGAUGGAACGCGGGGAAACUGUACCAGUUCAGGUGCAAGGAGGAGGUGCUAAUUUAGACACUGUUGCCGUUGAAAAGACCGCAGGUACCCUUCGCCCUGGCACCAGCGACGACAGGAUUCCCAACGGCAUCACAGAGGAUGACGUCAUCAACGACUUCCUGGAUUGGCUGCUCUUCUUAUUGGACCGGAUGGUGGAACGCAAACAGAAAAUAUCCCACAUCAAAAACGGUGCUCUUGAAUCAGUCUAAACUAAACCAGGCCCCACUCAUUUA
Messenger RNA from Patiria miniata (bat star), 1134 nucleotides. RefSeq lists its product as uncharacterized. The transcript has 2 exons. NCBI's taxonomy places the organism in Eukaryota, Metazoa, Echinodermata, Asteroidea, Valvatida, Asterinidae. The record is from RefSeq and is a predicted model, not a curated record. The coding region runs from base 1 to 1110 and encodes 369 amino acids.